UCAGAGAUGAGUGUCCUGAUGGUAAACUAACCAGAGCUAAGCUACGAACUCUAUUCAAAACCGUAUUCCCUGAGGGAAAUGCCGAUGUGUUCUGUAAACAUAUUCUCCGGAUAUUUGACACGGAUGGAAAUGAUUUCCUGGAUUUUAAAGAGUUUCUCAUGGCCAUGGAUAUAACCAGAUGCGAAACAGAUGACGCGAAGUUGAACUGGGCGUUUAAGCUGUAUGAUGUGGAUAAUGAUGGUAUGGUGGAUAUGAAGGAGAUUUCAGUUAUUAUGGAGACCUUGGACAGCAUUGAAGGAGUCGUUCCAGGAGAUGUAACGUAUGAUGCUAACGGGAACCCUGAUCCCCUUCAAUCCCCCCUGGAUCGUGCUGCGUCUCUGUUCAGUGCACUGGACAGGAAUGACUCCGGGUCUCUCACUAAACAGGAGUUCAUGGAGGCUUACAAACAAAGAAGUUUAGUUUUGAAGAAACAAGAUGAUAUAGAACAAAAGAGAAAACUGAAUUGUUUGAUACUUCUUGGUCCCGCUAUCAAACAGUGUGAAGUUGGUAAAGAGGAUAUAAAGGAUUUAUUAUUAAAACUUCUUUAUGAAAAGUCUGAAGUUGAAUUAGAAGCUAAAGACAUUGAGUUCGCCAACUUUAGAACCACAGAGGAUGGUCAUAAGAAUAUAUUUGUCAGGUUUCAUGAUGUUGAUUCUCGAAUGCGGGUUUGGAAUGCAAAGACGAUUGCAAAAAAGAAUCAACUCGUUAUGGAAGAGUGGCUUACAGCAUAUCGGUCUAAACUUGCCCAUAGAGCCCGCCUGCUCAAGAAGGAGGGUAUACUGGAUUCAGUUUUUACUAGGAACGGUGAUGUAUAUAUUGCUUAUGAGCUCAAGUAUGAUGUGAUCAAGAAGCAAAUAGAAACUGAAGUUGAUAUUGAUGAUCUAGAGAGAAUGCUCCGCAGGAUUCGUGGGUUCGACUAGAUACAGAUAUUCUGCAUCUAGAUACACAAGAAGAGUAUUCUGGACCCAGAUACAACUGAAGGAUAUUCUGGACCCAGAUACUGCUAAAGGAUAUUCUGGACCCAGAUACAACUGAAGGAUAUUCUGGACCCAGAUACAACUGAAGAAUAUUCUGGACCCAGAUACAACUAAAGGAUAUUCUGGACCCAGAUACAACUAAAGGAUAUUCUGGACCCAGAUAAAACUUAAGGAUAUUCUGGACCCAGAUACAUUUGGAGGAUAAUCUGGACCCAGAUACAACUGAAGACUGAAGACUUGAUAUACAGAUCUUUUGGAUCCAAAUUCAAUAGAAGUGGUAAUUCCAAACUUAAAUUUGGCUGAUAAUAGAGUUAUUAUCUGAGAUCCAGUUGUAAGACUAUAUAAAACUGAAGGCGGAGUUCAAAAGCUAGAUUCAGCUGAAAACUGAGUUUAAAAGUUAAAUCCAACUGAAGACAAAGAUCAAAGCUGAAUCCAGCUUCAAAAGGAGUUUUUAAAUUAGAUCCAUCGGAAAAAAGGUUACAGAGCUAAAUCUAGUUUUUCCUCAUCCGAAUUUUAUAUACAUUUUUUGAAGAUAUUGAAAUAUCGUCUCUUGAUUCCCAUGUUUCCUAUUUGGGUUUUUAUUGCAACUAUUUAUUUAAUUCUAGAUUUCAAAAUUUUUUCGAUAUUUACGUUUUCGAUUAAACAUUUUUUAAAUAGGCUAAAUAUUUGUAAUUAUACUUAUUAUUAUUAUCCCCAUUAAUUCCUGUGGGAAUAAGGGGUUAAUAAAUCUGUAAUCUUUUUGUAAUCCCAAGAUAUUAUUCUUAAAUAUUUAUUUAAAGAUAUAGUUGUUUUG
Messenger RNA from Eurytemora carolleeae, 1809 nucleotides. RefSeq lists its product as uncharacterized. Gene Ontology annotation, molecular function: calcium ion binding. The coding region runs from base 159 to 959 and encodes 266 amino acids. The record is from RefSeq and is a predicted model, not a curated record. The transcript has 9 exons. NCBI's taxonomy places the organism in Eukaryota, Metazoa, Arthropoda, Copepoda, Calanoida, Temoridae.